Molecule: messenger RNA, 751 nt
Organism: Physella acuta
Lineage: Eukaryota; Metazoa; Mollusca; Gastropoda; Physidae
Source: RefSeq, a predicted model, not a curated record
CCUGUCUCUGCGGUGACGCAAAAAAGUACACAACUUCGUGACAUCAUAUUGAAACCGUUAGGAUUCCUAUCACAUCUGGAACAAUGCAUUAAAAAUAAAAAUUAAAAAAACCUAUGUAAGUUCAUUAAAAAUCACGAAUAGCAGUGAAAAUAAACAGUCCGAUUCCACCCCCAUCAGAAGCAGAGCUGCCAUUAGAAAUGAAUGCGUCACACGUCACAUCGAUGUCGCCCAACACAUUCCGGCGUUUACUGGUUGCCCACGGACGCUCCAGCACACUUGGAAUGUUCGACGUGUCGAACCCCAUCGAUACAGAGGAGAUCAUCAAAAAGCUCAAAGACAUAAAGAAGCAGAAAACUGCCACUGCAGAAGAUAGCUCCAAGGGUGAUGCGCUCAAUGAACACGAAGGUGAAAACAUGGUGGCCAAAUACUACGUCAACAACUCCAUGCCGCCUAAAGACAGUAUCAUCAACCCUCCACUUUCUAAACUUCACGGCCACGGACCUCAAGAAAUCAGCAGCAGUUAUUCCUUCUACAAGAGGGCAUUUAAGGUGAACGGCACCGAGGCAUGGGAGUUUGCUAUGAGAGACCUUGGUAGCAUAGACACGUUGCUCAAUCGCUAUGGCUAUGUGGCACCAAAGAUGCGAGGCAAGCUGAGUGGUGAGAAAAAAGGGAAAAACUAGGUUCACAUUCAAGCAUUUGGUUGUCCAGAUUGGUUAGGAUAAAUUAAACAGCUCAAGCUAAUGGUUUCACG